Molecule: messenger RNA, 2878 nt
Organism: Pungitius pungitius (ninespine stickleback)
Lineage: Eukaryota; Metazoa; Chordata; Actinopteri; Perciformes; Gasterosteidae
Product: Golgi reassembly-stacking protein 2-like
Exons: 9
Coding region: 157-1353 (398 amino acids)
Biological process (GO): Golgi organization
Cellular component (GO): Golgi apparatus
Molecular function (GO): protein binding
Source: RefSeq, a predicted model, not a curated record
GUGCUGCUGCUGUCAACCUGUCCCCUGUUGGCGAUAGCUAGCUUGAAUCCGCAGUAAUAUCCUUCAGUUAUGACUUCUCACUGUGCUUUACUUCAGUGACAUUAAGGCAGUUACUGUAUUCACGUUAUUAACAGCUGUUAACAGCUGUCGAGGACGAUGGGUCUUCCGCAGAGCUCGUUUUUGUCGGACGGGGGAACUCACAGUGGAUAUCAUGUACACGGGCUCCAAGAGGAGUCGCCGGCUCGGAGGGCGGGUCUGGAGCCCUUCUUUGACUUUAUCCUCUCCAUCGGAAAUACCCGACUUAAUAAAGAAAGUGACUUGCUGAAGGAUCUUCUAAAAGCCAAUGUGGAGAAAGCAGUCAAACUUGAAGUGUUCAACUCAAAAAGCCAGCGGGUGAGGGAGCUGGAGGUGACACCCAGUAACAUGUGGGGGGGUCAGGGUCUGCUGGGCGCCAGCGUCCGCUUCUGCAGCUUCGAAGGAGCCAACGAGAACGUUUGGCACGUCUUGGAUGUGGAAGCUAAUUCCCCUGCUGCAUUGGCUGGCCUUAUCGAUCACGAUGACUUCAUUGUAGGAGCUGACCAGGUGUUGCAAGAUUCAGAGGAUUUCUUUUCUUUGAUUGAAGCCAAUGAGGGAAAACCUCUGAAGCUGCUUGUGUACAACACUCAGACUGACCACUGCAGAGAGGUAGUAGUAACACCAAAUGGAGCGUGGGGAGGAGAUGGAAGCUUGGGCUGUGGCAUCGGCUAUGGCUACUUGCACAGAAUCCCAACGCGUCCGGCUCAGCCUCAAUCCGCUGGGACCGACAACAGUGAAGAGCUGCUUGCAAGCGGCCACGCCGAGCAGGUGCCUUCCCUCGAUGCAGGUCGUCCCUCUAGCGUCCGUGAAAUAGAUUUGAAUCCAAUCGAAGGAGCUGUGCAGGACAUGUGUGCACCCUCGUCUACUCAGCCGGCUGUGGACUUGGAUAUUUCCCGUGGAUCCAAAGCGAUGACUCCAGACGUGUCGGACACGGUUUCCACCAAUGACGUGGCCCAGAGCUCCAUGUUUGCUGAAUAUGGAGAUGACUCCGCUGAUCCGUGUAGCUUAGAUACUUCAUCUUUUGACCAAGGAGCUUUAUCUCCAGAGAGGGAAGAAGUAGCAGACCCCCAGGAGGCUGAGCAGGAGGAAGUCAUCCACCAGAUCGCUAACACGUCGUCGAGCAGAGAGACUGGGGACGACCUCGCAGGCCUCCAAGUCGCCGCAGGGAGCCCGAGUGACGCGAGUAUCCCAGAGGGGCAAAAUACCAGUUCUGAGCCCUCGAGCUCAGUGAAUGUCGAUGAGGAGGAGACGGCUGAGACGGCUGCGUCACACAGUUAGGAUGACAUGAGCAUGAGCAACCUCCUCAUCAACUGGCGAUAGUAGCAUUGGUGGGGAUUUGGGAUACAGAAUGCUUACCAUGUGAUUGUAAGUGGCAUCACUGGAAAUAUUGUUUAAGAGUUUAUUUUUUAUCCCGGUACCAUUGCCGCAUGCUGAAUUGCACAUUUCUGACAAGAGAGAUGGUUACUACUCUAUGAAUGUACUCCUUUAGCUAUCGUCUCAACAUCAUGCAGGAUGAAGCCUUAGUAGAGUCUUAGUUGCUGUUUAAAUGCAUCCUAGUUUGCACUAUAAAUGUUUCCGGUUGGAUGUUUUUAUUUUGGAAUUUAAGAUGAGGGUGUGUGAUAAGAUUUUUUUUAAAUCUCAGGCAUUUACCAUUUAAGCCACUUUGCCUUGCAUCUCAUUUUAAAUACCUGCCUUUCUUAUGUGUAUUUUGAUACACAUAAUCCCUUUGUAUAGAUUUUUAUUCAAUCAUGCUUCAUUUUUAUGGAUGGAUGAAACAAUUCAUUUCAUUUUUUUUAUUUGAAAGCAGAUUCUCAAAUACCUGCUGUAGUCAAAUGUUUUACUCUAUCGAGUGUAUGCAUAAAUUGAAGGAUUUCAAUGUCAGCGUUUAGUGUAGUUUAACCACUGUAAAAAGUAAUUGCGACCGCUCACAGAUAUUCUGAAGUAGGACCUGCGUACAUUCACAACAUAAGAAAUAUGUUGACGUUACUUCAUGCUUCAAGACAGCAGGUGUCAGCAAACCCCCUCAUCAUAGAUCCCGACCAGGGAAGCUUCAGAUUUCCUCCGAAAUGAUCCAUGAAUCAUUUCAGAGGUGAUGAACAGAGACAUGAAGCUGAACAACGUCUUUACCAAAAAAAAAAAAAAGUCAUCUUCACGAACUCGUCAGGGAUUUCUUUGUUCGAUCGAGCUGAUCGGAACACGGCUCGCGUCACUGAGGGGGAGCUUGACAGGACCGAUCCCUCACAGACCCAGUGACGUGAUGCAUCAUUCGUCCCAUUCCCCUCUCCCAACGCUGCGUAGAUACAGCUUUGGCAAUAUGUACGUUACCCACUGGGUUUGUUGGGAAAUGGGCUAAAUGCAGAAUCAACCAUUAAUUAAAACAUGCGUAAUCUCAAUACCUCUAUUUGUAUCCUUUGUAAUUCUAUAUCACAACCACCAAAUAUUGGUGAGCCCCAGGAAAUGCAAAAAAAAAAAAAAAGAGAGAGAGAGAAAAAGCUAAGCAGGGACGAUACAAAAAUAGAGGGGGAGUACGCCUAAAUAAUUUACCGGGGCCCUCCUCGGUCGAAGAGGGGGAUGGGCAUUGAGGGAAAGACAGUGUGCGGGGGAAGAAGGACGAGGAGGAGAAGCGUGAAGCCUUCCUCUCACACACCUGCAUGUGUGUCAAAGGCAGCAUGCUGUUUUUUAAGAGGAAUAUGUAGCCGCUCAGUACCUUCCACGCUGCGCACCCACUGAAAUGUAACCGCAGUAGCGAUGUUGGAAUUUUGCGGGAAAAAAUAAACGCCUCAAGCUUCUCAAAUGAACAGCA